This is a messenger RNA of Cotesia congregata, 8346 nucleotides long. The record is from the annotation of a GenBank genome assembly. Lineage: Eukaryota; Metazoa; Arthropoda; Insecta; Hymenoptera; Braconidae.
AUGCCGAGAUGUUGCAAUGAGAAUAAAAUAGUGAGCCCUGUGAGCACGAAUAAUAAAGUCGAGACCAAUACUGAGAAUAUUUUACUCACAUCUACUCGUGCAUAUCCUAUUGGUAAUUCUAAUACAGUUGAUUUUGAUGAUGACAGUAAUCAUCCCAUUGUAGAAAAAUCACACAGAAAAUUGCGUUGUGACUUGAGUCCAGUACCGACUAAUUCUUCUAGUCGUUUAAAUAUCAAACUUCUUAAUCUAAAGACUGAGCGAGGACAUCGUCAAGAGCAUUGUCAGACGGGCACAGGUGGAGGAGGGUGUAGAGGACGUGAAAAAGAUUCGAAAAAGAGAGCAGCUAUAGGCAACGUAGUGCGAGGGUUAUUUCCAUCUGGCCAUUCCAGACAGGACAGGUAUGAGGCAAGCAGGCAACGUGCGUCAGGCGGAGCUAGUGUUGGCCUGUCUGGUUUAUGUCCAAAGCUGGUGGCCAGUGGUGCCGGAAGUAGUCAAGGAGGAAUUGGUCUUGGAGUGGGUCAUAUAGCCUCACAAGAGACUGGAGGAACCUGCGGUAUUGUUAAUGCGCAGAAGACUCACAAUAGUCACCAUAAUCGCCGUCAGCGUAAAUUAUCAAUUAUUAAUCAAGUUGGUUCAAACGCUAGCAGUAAAUCCUCCUCAACGAAUCGUUCCUUGACAAACAGUAAAAAACAGCACCGUAAUUUGAGUGACAGUAGUGUCGAAACAGCCUCGAUAACGAGUAAUGGAGUUUUAUCUGGUGGCUCACCAUCGCCAAAGAAAAAAACUAACUCUAACAGCAUUUCUGAUGCGUCUUGUUCGUUGCAAAACUCGCAGUUAAUAUCGAGAGAUUACAGCAGCGGUGACACUGCUUGCAGUGAUGCUGAGGAGGUGGUAGAAAUUAUGUCAAGAGUAUCAGGCAUUGAUUCAGUGUCUAUUCUACCAGCUGUUAAGGGUAAAUCUAAUAAAUUAAAAGAUAAUGAUAAUAAUAAGACUGUUGAUAAUAAUCCACUAGUCGAAACUGACUCGGCGUAUAACGAUGAUAAUAAUGGGUUUAAAAAAUCGUUGCACGAGACACAAGAUGCUCCUGAAAAUUCUAAAACUAUUCCGGCAUCCAGUAAAAAAUUAUCACAAAAAAGUUUGGAUGUUGAUUAUUCAAACCAAGUCAAAAAACGAUCGAUGAUGCGCUCUUCGAGUCAUCCCAGGUCUAUGGACAGUAUGGACAAACAUCAAUCGCCAAGUGGAACAAAAUCGGAAGAAAGGAGUAGAAAGACUUCUAAAGAUUCUGGAGUGGAUUCUGGUGAAAGGAAAAAAAAUUCUAAUGACUCGGUGUCACAAAUACCUAAGAGGAAAAUUUCAACAGAAUCUACGGAUAAUUGUGAUUCAAAUAUUAGGAAAAAUUCAACUAAAACAAUUAAUAAUGAUAGUGAAAAUGAUAUUAUAAGUUCAAGUGAUAGUAGUGAAAAGACAAAAUUAGAAAAGAUUAAAAAUACAAGAUUUGUUACUUCUAAAGUUACUGAAGAAUCAACGAUUGUAGAAAAUAGAGAAACGGAAAUGACGGCAAAUAUUGAAGAGGAUAAUAAUCAAGUAACGAUAUAUGAAGAUGAUAAUAGUACGAGUAUCAGUGAUAUUGUAGCAGCUCAAGCUCUAAGAGAGUCAUUAAGUAAAUUAGGAAAAGUUAUUACAUUUGAUGCUGAGCAAGAUUUUCAAUCUAAUAAUAAAAGUCAAAGUUUCAGUGAGAAUGAUCCACCAAAAGAGGCUGAGACUAAAGACCAAGUGCAGGUCCAAGAAGAAACUGUUGAAGGAUUUAUUGGACCAUUGUUGGAUGAAAAUUUUAAAGCUGAUGAAAAGCUUGAAAAACAAAAAACCAUGGCGAUGGAAGAUGUUAGAAAUUUACUUAUGAAAGUUAAGGUACAAACUGUUGAGGAUAAAGAUGAAGAAAAGGCUAUUGGUAUGUCUCCUGAUGAACGUUUUCUUAAAUUUGAGGAAGAAAUUGGACGUGGAAGUUUUAAAACUGUGUACAGAGGUCUGGAUACUCAAACUGGAGUUUCUGUUGCUUGGUGUGAACUUCAAGAAAAAAAAUUAAAUAAAAGUGAACGAAUGAGAUUCCGUGAAGAAGCUGAAAUGCUCAAGGGUCUUCAGCAUCCUAAUAUUGUUAGAUUUUAUGAUUAUUGGGAAGUCACUCUUACUAAAAGAAAAUACAUUGUUCUUGUUACUGAGCUAAUGACCUCAGGAACAUUAAAAACAGUUGAAUUUAGAUUGCGUGUUCUAGAUCCUAAGAAGCGUACCAACAAGCACAAAGAAAAUGAGGCUAUACAGUUUGAUUUUGACAUACAGAGAGAUAAUGCCGAAGAGGUAGCAUUGGAGAUGGCUAAAUCUAUUCCAGCUCAAAUGCAAUCUGCGAUGCAGAUGAACCAUCCUCAGCAACAGCAAGUUAUUCGACAAGGCCAGACACAUAUUCAGUACACACAGACUCAAAUGCAGCAACAGCUUCAGAAAAUUCAUCCUAAUGCUGUUAAUUCAGCGCCAAUGCUUCAACAAAAUGUUCAGCAGUAUUAUCAACAAGGCAAUACUAGCACUGCUGCAUUUACCAACGCGACUUUGUAUCAACAACAGAUUUAUCAAUCUUAUCCUAAUAAUUCAAACGCGGCUGGACAUAUUGAGAUUUUACAAUCUGGACACAAUGCUCAGGCUAUUUAUUCAAACACUAACGUUCCUUCUAAUGUGGUGAUACCUACAGGGCAGAAUUUUGUUUCAACUUCUGGGCAACCUGGUCAAAUUGUCAUUCAAUCUACUCCAAAUGUUCAAAACUCUCCGGCGAUUCAAAAUGUCCAUCAGCAAAAUUUACAGGCGAGUCCUUGCGCUAAUAUUCAAAAUACUUCGGUGUUGCAAUCACAACAGCAGAAUAUGUUGGUGCAGAUGCAGUAUACUCAAAAUGUAAAUGCUAUUCCAGCUAAUAUGAAUAUUAUUCAGAAUAAUAGCAGUGCUACGCAGUCGACUAACAUUCAACAUCAAUCCCAGUUGAUAAAUGCUACUGAGAUUUAUAAUAAUGCUGAGAAAAGUGUGUUGAACAAACAGGACACUGUUGAGUCUGUUCUGUCAGUUACCUCUGAUGGACCUUUAAGUUUACAGCAAGAGCAGCUUCAAUCCAUUGCUCAAAAUCCUGUAUCUUCAGGACAAUUGCCCAGCUCUUCUGAUGGACAUCAGGAAAGCACAGAGGGUACGGUGCCAUCGGAAAAGAGUAGAGUCAAGAGAUCAGGAACAAAGCGUCGCAAAACGGGAAUUAAAUUAACAGUAUUAUCAGUGACCAACAGUGAUGGUUCAUCGAUGACCGUAGAAUGUCAAUUAGACACGAGCAAACAAAAAACAGUAGUAUUCAAAUUUGAUCGUAAUGACAUGGUACCGUUAGAUAUUGCUAAUAAUUUGGUGGCUGAAAAUUUGUUACCGCAAUCACAGUGUGAUACUUUUGUUGAAUUAAUUGAGGACAUUGUUAAACAAUUGAGAUUAGAUCCAACGCGUAGUCUUCCUCUUGUUGCACAUGGACCAGCUGAUCAGUCUGCUGGGGGAAGUCCUGUUACUAGUCGUAGACCAAGAGCUCGGGAGUACAAUCUUGAUGCGGUUAAGAGAGACGAAACAACAAAUUCAGGGUCAUCAAAAAUAUUGCCAAUUGACCAGAUAAUAUCCCACAUUGCUGCGACUUCAAUGGAUAAUAAACCACAACAGAUUAGUACCGUAAAUUCAAUAGAAAAUCUAAAUAUAGCAGCAACUACUACAGAAAACAGUAUAUCUGACGAAAUAUCAAGGCGAUCUUCAACUUCAACGCAAAAUACAGACACAUUGACACCAGUAAAUAUUCCAAGUGAUUCAAACGACAACUGUGAGACUAUUGUAGGUGAAGACAUACCUUUAGACUCUACUAAUAUCAGUAUGGAGGAUUCAAACGACACACAAAAAUUAUCAGGCAUAGAAUCUAACUCACAAAAUGAUCCAACUAAUUCAAAAGUAGAUGAUGAAACUGUUCCUGAAAUUGCGACAUUAAAUCAAUCAAACCGUAAAUUGGAAUCUCAAGACAGUAGUUGUGAAUCUUCUCAAGAAGGAUUUUUAGAGCCUAAAAAAUCCGUUCCAAUGCGUAAAAUUUCACGAUUCUUAGUCAGCCCAGUUGUUGAACAAAAAUCUAUUUCCAGCGAGUCUGAUACAGUUACCGUUUGUGAAAAUGUACUGAAGUUACCUCAGCAGUUAUCAAGAUUAAAUUUAGAAAAUAGUUUUGCAAAUACUGAAGAAGGAUCUAAUUUAAAUGACAUGGAUAAUAAUAGCAGUGAAGUAUCAUAUGCGAAACAAUUACAGCUAGCGCAACAAUCGCAACAAUCACAACAAAUUCAAAAUAUGAAUCAAGUUCAGAUGGGAGUACAGCAAAUGAUGGGUCAAAUGCUUCCUAAGGGAGUUGUUACCCAGACGAAGCAAGAGACAGUAGUUCUGGUACAGACAACAAACCUAGCUCAGCAAACAAACCCCCAAUUGCUGCAAAACGUUCAAUUUCAACCAACUGCUUCUGGAGUACAGCAACAAGAACAACCUUUGACUCAGUAUCAAACGCAAGUUACAGUUCAACAGCAUUCUGUGAUUCAGCAUCAGCAUCAACAGCAAGUUGGCAUUCAGCAGCAAAAUAUUGUGCAGCAGCACAUCCAGGAUCAGAUAUCAGUUGGUCAAGUUCAGCAUCAAAUACCACAGCAGUUUAUUCAGCAGACACUCUCUCAACCAGCUGUUCAAAAACCACAACCACAAGCUGCUUCUCAUCCCUAUGUUUUGAUGCAGCCUCUGCCGCAGCAAAUUCAGCAGAAUAAUGUUGAAGAGUGGCUUUGUAGAGGCUCCAGUGUUUCUUCAGACUCUCAUACGUCUGAAACUCCGAGUGUAACACAGCUACAUCAGCCGGAUCAUAAUCAGAUUGGAACUGCUGAUCAGCAGUAUCAAAAUGUUCAUCAAAAUUUACAGAAUGUUAAUCUUUCUACUCCAAUGCAAAUGUCAGCACAGACUGUGGAAGUGACUCCGAAGGUUAAAGCUAAAGAAGUGUCUUCUACUCUUCCGGAUCUUGCUCAAAAUCUUGCUAAUAUUUUGUCUAAUCCUAAAAAGUCUACCACGCCGCAUAAUAUUAUCAGUCAUGAUCAGUUGAAUGCUACUGCGGCUAAUCAGCAUCAGUCGAUUCCGGUUUUGCAUUCUGAACAAUAUUUUCAACCAAUUCAACCUGAGAUGCCGCAAAUGAAUAUGCAGACUUAUGUUCAGUUGCAGAAUUUCCAAGGACAGCCUCAACAGCAAGGAAUUCAUGCGCAGGCUCAAAAUCAACAAGAGGUACAGCAGAGUAAUUAUUCUCAGAUUCAGAAUCAAAAUGAGGUUCAACAGCAACAACAGCAGCAACCUCAGCAGCAGGUUUAUCAUCAACAAAUCCAAAGCCAAGCUGAUGUACAGCAACAACAGCAACAACAACAACAAAUUUAUUUAUCUCAAAUUCAAAACCAAGUUGAUGUUCAACAACAGUAUCAUUCCCAGAUUCAAAGCCAAACUGAUAUUCAACAACAACAACAACAACAACAACAACAACAACAACAGACCUAUCACUCGCAGAUUCAGAAUCAGGCUGAGGUCCAACAGCAAGUUUAUCAUCAACAGAUUCAGAAUCAAACUGAUAUUCAACAACAACAAGCUUAUUCUCAGAUUCAGAAUCAAUCAGAUAUUCAACAACAGCAACAACAGCAACAGCAAGCUUAUUCACAGAUUCAAAAUCAAACUGAUGUCCAGCAGCAUCAAGUUUAUAAUACUCAAAUUCAAAAUCAAACUGAAGUUAAGCAACAUGUUUAUCAUACACAGAUUCAAAAUCAAACUGAUGUCCAGCAGUCUUAUCAUUCUCAGAUUCAAAACCAGUCUGAGUUAUUACAGCAGCAGCAGCAGCAACAACAACAACAGCAGCCGCAAAUCUAUCAUUCUCAUCAGCAACAACCAAUUCAAUCGGUGGCUCAACAACAACAACAACAACAACAACCACAACCACAGCAGCAACAAUCUCAACCACCAAUGCAACAAAUGAACCAACAAAUAGAUCUUCAGAGUCAGGUUGUAACACAAACGAUUCAAGGCCACAGUCAAAACUUUACAGUUCAGGGUCAGUGGGUAAUGCCACCUUACUCUGGUCAUAACGUUGCUCAAUCUGCGCCAAUGCAAUACGUCCAACAGCCUAUUCAAAACUUGCAACCUGUUGCUCAGAUACAAUCACAAUCACAAGAGCAAGAUAAUUUGAAGUUUCCGGAAUCGGACAACACAGUUGAUGGAAGUGUCAGCAGAAGAACUAGCUCGGAUUAUCAUACUCUAUCUGAGCAUGAAAAUUCGAGUUAUGAAAUAACUCCUGAGCAUACGAUGUUAGUAGAGUCUGCGGAUCUUGGAUCUAAUUCUCACUAUUAUUUCCCUCAACAGCAGCAGCAUAAGCUGAGCCAGCAGAAUUCGCUGGAUAAAUUAUCAGAGACUGCUAAUAAUAGUAGUGGGACUUGUGGGCCGCAUACAAUAGCGGAUCUUCAUCAGAAGCUUGUUCAAUUAACCAGUCAGCCUUGUGAUACGCUGAACAUUGGAACGCCGCCGAUAAGCCAUCCGGCGACUCCUCAUGGGCAGUCGAACAACCUGUGCUAUGAGACGCCAACUGCUGGACAUCAUUUGCCGCAAAAAACAUCGGUCAAUAUACCAACGUCCGUCCACUCAAUUGGAUUUGUCUCUCCUCAGACUACUGUCCAUUCUCCGGGGACUAUUUACAUUGACGCCAAUGUCACCAAUACCUUUGACAACAAUCAAAGUGACCAAACAAUGUCGCAGUUCGUUCAAUCAAACACUGAAAGUGCGCUAGAUAGUCCAACUUUGAAUCAAACUUCUAAUGCCGAGACAAUGAGUCCUAGCAAAGAGAGUAAAUCUAGAAGUCAACGAUCAGGUUCUCGCUUUCAAGAGCUGGAGCAUGAGUUGUCUAAGAUUCAUCACCGUGGACUAGUUCUUUCUACGUCCUCGCCCCAGCCGAUAACUCCACCAGUCCCGGCUAGUAAUACUCAGCAAAUUGUUAAUCAACUCCCGUCACAGUCUGUUACUCAGACUCUUCUUACUCCGGUUAUUCCGGUUUCCAGUGUGGCCAAAACAACGCCUUGUGUCACUGGAACACCCGGAACUGAGACUCCUGGACAAGUUGACACGCCUGGACAAGAUACUAGUGAACAGAAAGCUUCUUCAAGUCAACCAACUAGGAAAAUUUCGAGAUUCAUGGUAUCCAAAGUUGUUGGACCGCCUGGUACGGGUGAAAUUUUAUCACAAACUCAAUUGGAACAGAAACAGGUUCAACUUCAGGAUGAUAAAAGAGAACGGACACAUACUAUUCAUCAUAUGGAUGAUAUUCAAAAUGCAGUUCAAGUAAUUCACAGCCGUGAAAAUUCAAUACCGCCAAUUUCAUCUUCUACACCAUCUAUUACUGAAAUUGAAAAAGAAGAAAGGAUACAAUUAUUGACUCCAAGCGAAGAGUAUCAAAUGUUAAUAAAAAGACAAACGUUAGAAUUGGAAACGUUGCAAAAGAAACACAGAGAAGAAUUGGAGCUAUUCCAGCAGCAACAGCUCCAGUUGCUGAUACAACAGCAGCAACAGGCGAGCGCGUUGCACCAACAUCAACACCAACCUCUUUUAUACCACACUGUUGCCUCAACUGUUACAGGAUCAUCAAGACCUUUGGCAGUAGAGGAUUACUUGAUGUUCAGCACAGCUCCACAGACAUCUUUCCAUCGUAUUUCCAAUUAUUCGCAGGAUACAGAAGAGACAUUGCGCCUAGCAACCCAGAAGUUGAAGCAAGCACCUCAACAGCACACGGGUAUUCCUCAUACUUAUGUGAUACCAAUUCCAAUAAUGCCAUCAGCAGACAAUAUUCAAAACGUUCCAAAUUAUACAUCAGAACCAGAAAUAAUCGGGUCUACAAACGGUCCAACGACUGUGUCAAGCCAUCCGCAGUAUCAGUUGACUUCAAUACUCUCUGAUGGCAGUAUUGGGUCCGGACCAAGCGGCUCUUUAGUCGCCUCAUCGGCAAUACCAACAGCCAGUGGACCCAGUUACAUUCACUAUCAUGAUCCAAAGACUUUAGCCAAUUUUCAAGCAUUCAGUUAUACACCUCACAGUGGAUUUUUCCUACCUGCUGGCUACCGUCUUAUUUACGCACCAACUGGGACUCCUCAAUCCCAACCAACAACUCCGGCUACGCCUCACAUUGGCAAUUCACACGAUGGUACUCCUCCAGGAGAGCCGCAAUCGGAACAUACCCAAUCCAGCACUUCCCAAUUAGAACAGUAA